Wasmannia auropunctata (little fire ant) is the source of this 4392-nucleotide messenger RNA. Its product is annotated as dynein heavy chain 7, axonemal-like. Gene Ontology annotation, cellular component: dynein complex. The record is from RefSeq and is a predicted model, not a curated record. Lineage: Eukaryota; Metazoa; Arthropoda; Insecta; Hymenoptera; Formicidae. Gene Ontology annotation, molecular function: ATP hydrolysis activity; ATP binding; dynein intermediate chain binding. Gene Ontology annotation, biological process: microtubule-based movement. The annotation marks the transcript as partial. The transcript is spliced from 11 exons.
GUUCAACGAAGAUUUAGAAAUUUAUUCUAUGUUUAGUGAUGAUCAAGAAGAAGUAACAAUGAAGGAAAUAAUUUCAACAUUGGCUGCACGUGGAUGUGUUGAACGAUGGUUGAUUCAAGUUGAGGAACAGAUGGUGAAAUCAGUAAGAGAGGAGAUCCAUUUAAGUUAUUUAGAUUAUGAGAUAAAUGAACGAGUUUUGUGGGUACUUCUUUGGCCUGGUAUGGUUGUUCUCUGUGUUUCACAAAUCUAUUGGAGUCUUGAAGUUCAAGGUAUCCUGGUUAGUCGAACAUCCUUUGCAAUGGAAUUAUUUUACGAGAAAUUAAAGUCUCAAAUCUUGAGAUUAGUUGAGUUAGUAAGAGGCCAAUUGUCAAAGCAAAAUCGAACAACAUUAAAUGCUCUAAUCACUCUUGAUGUACAUGCCAUGGAUGUUGUCAAAUCUUUAAUUGAAAAACAUAUUACUAAUGAAAUGGAUUUUGAAUGGCUAGCACAACUUCGUUACUACUGGGAAGAUGACAUUUAUGUUAGAAUUAUUUAUUCAGUAAUAAAGUAUGGCUAUGAAUACAUUGGUAACUGUCCACGUCUUGUUAUCACACCUUUAACUGACAGAUGCUACCGCACAUUAAUUGGUGCGUAUUCUCUACAUCUGAAUGGUGCACCAGAAGGUCCAGCAGGAACUGGCAAAACCGAAACAACAAAAGAUUUAAGUCGAGCCAUUGCUAUGCAAUGUAUAGUUUUUAACUGUUCUGAAGGUCUUGAUUACAAGAAUAUGGGCAAGUUCUUUAAGGGUUUAAUAAGCUGUGGUGCAUGGUCUUGUUUUGAUGAGUUCAAUCGUAUCGAGUUGGAGGUUCUAUCAGUUGUGGCACAACAAAUGUUAUGUAUAAUGCAGGCAUUACGCGCUGGUUUGGAGAUAUUUGUCUUUGAAGAUACUGAACUCAAGCUUAAUACAGCAGUUUUCAUAUGUAUUACAAUGAAUCCUGGUUAUGCUGGCCGCACGGAUCUUCCGGAUAAUUUGAAGGUCCUAUUCCGCACAGUCGCUAUGAUGGUACCAGACUAUGCGAUGAUCGCAGAGAUUUUUUUAUACUCGUCAGGCUUUGAUACUGCUCGUGAGCUUUCUACGAAAAUCGUCACUACAUACAAGCUUUGUUCCGAACAGUUGUCCUCACAAUCUCAUUAUGAUUAUGGCAUGCGUGCCGUCAAAACUGUUCUUUCUGCAGCGCAGAAUCUGAAAUUAAAGCAUCCUAAUGAAGACGAAGCUAUUCUUCUUCUGCGUUCAUUGAUUGAUGUGAACUUACCCAAAUUUUUAGCACGCGAUGUACCACUCUUUCAGGGUAUAGUAUCUGAUCUCUUCCCAGGAUUAAUUCUACCGUCACCGAGUUACGAAGCACUUCUUGGUGCGGUGAACGAUAUUGCACAAGAACAAAAUCUUCAAACGGUGAAAGUAUUCUUAUUAAAGAUUGUACAAACUUACGAAAUGAUGAUGGUUCGACAUGGUUUUAUGUUGGUUGGGGGACCAUUCGGUGGAAAGACAACUGUUCUUCGUACUUUAGCCAAUGCUUUGACGUUGAUGUACAAUCGAGGAGAUCAGAAUGGCUUGACGACUAAAUACUUUGUCCUAAAUCCCAAGGCUAUUACUCUGAAUCAAUUAUAUGGUUAUUUCGAUCCAGUGUCAUCCGAAUGGACUGACGGAAUUUGCGCUUCCGCUUAUCGUCGGUUUGCCUCAAAUGACGUUUUAGAAAGAAAAUGGAUUAUCUUUGAUGGACCAAUAGACGCCUUAUGGAUUGAAAGUCUGAACACUGUGCUCGAUGAUAAUAAAAAGCUUUGUCUUACAUCUGGCGAAGUGAUACGCAUGACGGAAAAUAUGUCAAUGAUCUUUGAAACAAUGGAUUUAAUGCAUGCAUCGCCCGCUACAGUAUCCCGAUGCGGUAUGAUUUAUUUGGAACCAGCUGCCCUUGGAUGGCAACCCAUUUUUGAAUCAUGGAUUCGAAAAUUAAAUCCUAUGUGGGCAGAAGGUCGCGAGGAGAUUAUCGUUGAACUGUUUAAUUGGUUAAUGAAUUCUUGUUUAGAAUUCAUCAGAAAGGAAUGCCGGACAACUAUAAGUGCUGGACAAAUUCAUUGCACUGUGUCAACUACAGCAAUUUUUCAACUCUUGAUAGAAAAUGCCGUCGAGGAAAAUCCUAAAGCGUUCGAGCAUUAUUUGCUAGCUUGGUUUCAAGCAGCCAUGAUUAUGUCAAUGGUAUGGGGUGCAGCCGGUACCUUAGACUACGAAUCUCGACGUAAAUUUGAUACAUUUUAUCUGAGUAUAUGGAAAGGCGAUCGUCAAGAGUUACCCUUACCUACUAGUAUAAUGGCAGACCUCAUCUCCCUACCAGGCGAAGAUCCGAUUCACGAUCAAUAUUACAGUUUUCGUGCAAAAGGAGCCUGGAAGCGCUUUGCUGAUGUUGCAAGAGCGGAACAUAUUCUAGAAACAGAGAGCAUUACUCGUACUAUGAUUCCUACAAGUGAUACAGUCAAGUACCAAAAUAUUAUGUUAACACACAUCAAGUAUCAACGAUGCUUUCUACUUUAUGGAGACACCGGUACUGGCAAGAGUCUUUAUCUAAAGGAUCUGCUAACCAAUAGAUUAGAUGAAAAAGAAUAUCUACCUAAUCUUAUUACUUUUACGCCAAAUAUUACCGCAGCACUGACACAAGAGUUAGUAUUAAUAAAAUUACAGAAGAAACGUAGAAAUCAAUAUGGACCGCCAUUUGGAAAGCGUUGCGUUGUUUUUAUUGACGAAGUAAAUAUGCCAACAAAAGAAUUGUAUGGUGCGCAACCACCAAUUGAGUUGUUACGUCAAUUCUUUGAUCACGGCAUGUGGUUUGAUCUGCACAAACCAGAAGCAAUUGCUAUUUCGGACGUUAUGUUUAUAUGCGCCAUGGCAUUUCCCGGUGGUAGCAGACAAGAGAUUUACCAUCGGUUUCUACGUCAUUUUAAUCUAUUUACUGUAUGUGAGUUUUCACGCGAUAACUUGUUCAGGAUCUUCACGAAUCUAGCAUUUAUAGGAUUGAAGCAGAAAGGUUUCACUGCCGGUGUGAUACCAAUUGUCAAUGAUCUAGUGAAUGCCACCCUGCACAUAUUCAAGAAUGUAAUUCGUCAUUUGCGACCAACACUACUCAAGCCUCAUUAUCUUUUCAAUAUACGUGACUUUGUACGAGUAAUAACUGGUUGCACCUUAGUAAAGAAAGAGACUAUGAAUAGUAAUAAGACCAUGUUUGGCAGAUUGUGGGUACAUGAAGUGCUUCGAGUUUUCGGAGAUCGUCUAAUUGACGCUUCCGAUCAAUAUUGGUUGUUUCAUAUGAUCAAGGAUAUAGUAGAAACUAUAUUGAAAGAACGCUUCGAUAUGAUGUUUGAUCAUUUACCCAAGCUUCAAGAUAAGAUUACAGAAAAGAGUUUAGACAGUCUGAUAUUUUGUAAUUUCAUGGAUAUGGAAGCUAUAUUGGAAGAUCGAUAUUAUGAGGAAAUUCCAUCUAUAGAAGAAUAUCAACAGACAGUUUCUUUAUUUUUAGAGGAAUAUAAUGAUACACAUCGCGACAAGAUCGAUAUCGUGCUAUUUCAAUAUGCGCUUGAACAUCUCGCCAGAAUUUCUCGUGUAUUGGCAAUUCCUUGUGGCAACAUGCUGAUGAUUGGUAUUGGUGGAUCAGGAAGAAGGAGCCUGACAAAACUUUCUGCCACCAUAACUGGUUAUGAUCUUCAUCAGUUACAAAUUAGCAGUGUGUACGGUAUGCAGGAAUGGCAUGAAGAUAUUAAAAGUAUUCUCAGAAAUUCUGGCGGAAUCGGAAAAAACCUUGUAUUUCUCUUAAGUGAAGAGGACAUUCGAGACGAGGCUUUUUUAAAUGAUAUCAGUAGCUUACUCAAUGAUGGAGAAGUCCCAAAUCUUUUCACGAUUGAAGAACGACAAGAAAUUAUCGAAAUGACACGAUUGGCUGCUCAACGUGGAGAUAGAAGUCUUGAUAUUUCUGUGUUGACUGUGCUGACAUAUUUCGUUAACCAGUGUCGUGAGAAACUUCACAUAAUGAUAGGUCUAAAUCCAAUUGGCAAAAACUUUAGGAACCGUUUACGAAUGCAUCCAAGCCUGGUGAAUUGCUGCACCAUUGAUUGGUUCAGCGAAUGGCCAGAAAAUGCACUCGAACAGGUGGCACAACGCAUCAUUGCCGAUGUUGAACUUACUGAAAACAUCAAACUUGAGUCGAUAACUGCCUGUAAGUUUUUCCAUGUUUGUACCAAAGAUUCGAGCGAAAAAUUUUACGAGCUUACAAGUAGGAAGAUUUAUGUCACAGCUGCCUCGUUUCUCGACCUUGUACGGAUAUUUUCUGACUUGAUAACAGAGAAGAGACAAGAACUUACUCUUAAUAG